Messenger RNA from Cucumis sativus (cucumber), 1568 nucleotides. Its product is annotated as myb-related protein 2. The coding region runs from base 194 to 1384 and encodes 396 amino acids. Gene Ontology annotation, molecular function: DNA-binding transcription factor activity; DNA binding. Lineage: Eukaryota; Viridiplantae; Streptophyta; Magnoliopsida; Cucurbitales; Cucurbitaceae. The transcript is spliced from 7 exons. The record is from RefSeq and is a predicted model, not a curated record.
UAUAAGUUCUCCUUCCUUCCCCCAUCCCUUUGAUCUCUCACCACAAACCAAACACAAUUGAUCAUCACACACAACCAAAGAAAUAAAUAAAUUAGAUAAGCAAAAUCCAAACACCAAGUACUUCAAGCUUCUUCUUCUUCUCCUUCCCUAUCUUUGCCUUUUUUUGUACUUUUCAUCAGAAGGGAAGAUCAGAAUGUACCAUCAUCAACACAGAGGGAAGAGCAUUCACUCAUCAGAAAGGCAUAUGUUUUUACAAGGUGGUGGAAAUGGGGGUGGAGGAGAUUCAGGACUUGUUCUUUCAACUGAUGCUAAGCCUAGGCUUAAAUGGACUCCUGAUUUGCAUGACCGCUUUGUUGAAGCUGUUAAUCAAUUGGGAGGGGCUGACAAGGCCACUCCUAAAACUGUGAUGAAAAUCAUGGGCAUUCCUGGACUUACUUUGUACCACUUGAAAAGCCAUCUUCAGAAAUACAGGCUAAGCAAGAAUUUGCAUGGACAAGCAAAUGGUGGAAGUGGAACAAAUAAAACUGGUACGGGUUGGCGUGUAGGAACAGUGGCGGUUUCCGUAGACCAAAGAUUGGGAGAGGCAAAUGGAGCAGCAGCAGCAGCUCGUACUAGCAAUAUUGUUGUCGGCCCUCAACCCACCUCCCAGUCCAACAAAAGCCUUCAAAUAAGUGAAACAAUACAGAUGCAAAUCGAAGUGCAGAAAAGGUUACACGAACAACUCGAGGUACAAAGGCAUUUACAACUUAGAAUAGAAGCACAAGGGAAGUAUCUCCAAACAGUAUUGGAGAAAGCACAAGAAACAUUAGGAAGACAAAACUUAGGGACAGUAGGACUUGAAGCAGCCAAAGUACAGCUUUCAGAAUUAGUCUCUAAAGUCUCCACUCAAUGUCUAACCGCAGCAUUUCCAGAGCUACACAAUCAAAGCCAAAGCCAAAGGGUUUGUGCUCAACAACAAAGCCAACCCCCUGACUGCUCAAUGGACAGUUGCUUGACAUCCAGCGAGGGGGGCUCCAAGGAUCAACAAGCCCAACAACAACAACACGUCCUCCUCCACAACAGCCACUUGGCCCUCCGACCCUACGCAGACCGAGCCUCGUCAGGUGCUCCCGACCACAGCCUUCAUGGGCUGUCCAUGAGCAUUGGACUGGUGCAAGGGGAGAAAGCAGGGCCGGAAGGGUACAAUGGGUAUUCGACAUCGGAGGGUCAGAGAUUGUUUGGGAGUAAAAGGACGAAGGAUGCAGUAAUGGAAAAGGAGACGGGGUUUAGAUAUAGAAUGGAUUUGAAUAAUGCUGGAGAGGAUCAAUUAAUUAGUAGUAAUAAUAAUAAUGAUCAUACGUCUUCUACUACUUGCAAGAUGUUUGAUCUUAAUGGCUUUAGCUAACCAUUGUUCGAACUUCUUCUUCUUCUUGUUAUAUAUAAAUAUAUUUGGGAGUUAUAUAUAUAUAUAUAUAUUGUGCCUUUGGGUAUGGGUAAUAUGUUUGAGCGAGGGAUUUUAAACUGAUUAAAAUGGUUGUUUCUAAAAUCAUUUUGAAACAUCUUUUUUAAUGAUUAGUGACCCAUUUCAA